Molecule: messenger RNA, 1746 nt
Organism: Sordaria macrospora k-hell
Lineage: Eukaryota; Fungi; Ascomycota; Sordariomycetes; Sordariales; Sordariaceae
Biological process (GO): iron-sulfur cluster assembly
Cellular component (GO): cytosolic [4Fe-4S] assembly targeting complex
Source: RefSeq, a predicted model, not a curated record
AUGUCCGCGAUCCUCUCCGUUGACGACCUCAACGAUUUCAUCAACCCAGGUGUAGCCUGCAUCAAGCCCAUCGAGACGCUACCGACCGCCGCGCCGGCCGUGAGCAACGCCAACCCCUCCAACGAAUUCGAGGUCAUACUUGACGGCCAGCAACCAGAGGCCAAGGGCAAUGCUCCUCCAGCCGAGAUUUCCCUUACCGACUGCCUCGCCUGCUCCGGCUGCGUAACGUCUGCCGAGGCGAUGCUAGUCAGUCUACAGAGUCACAAUGAGGUUCUCAACGUGCUGGAUUCCGCCCCAGCCUUGCAGCUGGUAGGCCCUGACGCGGACGGGAAGUACUCGGUCAAAGGCCUUGAAAACGACGCCGCGAAGCUAUACGUUGCCAGUGUCUCCCCACAGAGCAGAGCCAGUCUGGCUGCAGCGUGCGGCAACGGUGUCACAGAGCAGCAAGCUGGUCGCAUGAUCGAACAACUCUUCCUGGGCGAACAAGGUCUAGCAAGAGGUGGAAACUGGGGGAACAAAUUCACGUGGGUGGUGGACACAAACACGGCGCGGGAGGCAACUCUUGUCCUUGGGUCUGACGAAGUACUUGGAGGCUCGAUAGCGCCGUCCGACAAAGCGGCUACACCAAUUCUCACUGCUUCGUGCCCUGGUUGGGUAUGCUAUGCCGAAAAGACACACCCCUACGUACUACCACAUCUUUCCCGGGUAAAAUCACCACAGGCCCUCAUGGGCACCCUCCUAAAAACAUCCCUUAGCCGCAUCCUCAAUAUCUCCCCUGACAGGAUAUGGCACUUGGCUGUGAUGCCAUGUUUCGAUAAGAAGCUCGAGGCUAGUCGCGAAGAGUUGACAGAUGCUGUCUGGGCUGGGGACGGCAAGCCGGGCAGAGGUGUACGAGACGUCGACUGCGUCAUUACAAGCAAGGAAAUCCUUAUGCUUGCCGCAUCCAGAGGCCUUAACUUUUUCGGUCUGCCGGCCUCGGCGCCGUCCCAGCACCCCCAAUUUCCUGACCCGUCGAUACACGACUUCCUAUUCCGGCCCGGUCACCGUCAGCAGUCACGCGAGGCUGGCACAUCCGGUGGUAACAUGCACUUCAUCCUUCGCAACUUGCAAGCGAAGAAUGUUGGUUCCCAGAUACAAACAGUACCAGGGAGGAACGCCGAUGUUGUUGAAUACAAGGUGAUCGCGGAAUCAGGCGAGGUUUUGUUCAAGGCGGCGCGGUAUUAUGGCUUCCGAAAUAUUCAGAACCUUGUCCGCAAGCUGAAACCCGCAAAGGCGUCCCGAAUGCCUGGCGGAAAGCCCUUUGGUAGUGCCAAGAGGCCGGCAGGUAAAGCUAACGGUCUUGACUAUGGCUAUGUUGAGGUAAUGGCUUGCCCAGGCGGCUGUACCAAUGGAGGUGGCCAGAUUAAGGUAGAUGACCCAGUGAUAGUUGGUCGGAAGGGUCUCGUUGUAAAGCCAGGACCCUUGGAACAGAAGGAGUGGCAGAAAGAAGUCGACGAGGCGUACUUCUCGGGAGACGAGCCAGACUCGGAAGUCCAGGAUGAUAGUUCCGACUUGGUUGUUGAUGGCAUUUCCCCUUCACAUAUCAGAAAUGUCUUGACCCACUGGUCGACAAUAACGGGGAUAAAGCUGGAAAGACUGGCGUAUACAAGCUACCGGGAGGUGGUCAGUGAUGUCGGCAAGGAGAAGAAGAUGACUGAUACCGAGAGAGUCGUCCAACUUGCGGGGAAGAUUGGUGGAGGAUGGUAG